CCCUCCCCCGCCAUCUCUGCGUCAAUCUCGGCCUAACAGCUGCCAGUCUCUUUGCUCCGUCGCCGACCCCUUACCCCUGCGCCUGCGCCCCGCCCACCAGCCCCACCAGCCCAGGCGAACAGCGAGCGCGCAACAGCCGAACGCACGGCAUCAGCAAUAACGACACCGCGAUCACUGCUCGAUACCACAUCCUCUUCUUGCUUUCUCUCGACACAUCGGCCUCCCGGCCUCCCCGCCACCAUGACAGACGUCGGAGCGCUCGCAAGCGCCUUUGAGCCCGCAAAGGGCGAGGUCCCGCUCCCGCUCACCGGACCAUCAAUCACCCUCUCGCCAAUACCAUCCCCGCCGACCCUCUUCCUUUUUGGCGGCAAGGUCGUCUCCCUGCGCAGGUUAACGUCCGAGAUGUGGGCGUUGGAUCUCACCACUUUGACGUGGUCCCGUCUCAAUGCUGGACAUGGACCAGGACCACGAUACUUCCACUCGAUGGAGGUUUGGCAAGACAAGCUCGUGUGCUUUGGAGGGAUGAGCGACUCGGACUUGGUUCAUGAGGUUCACUCGGACAUCUGGUUCUUCGACUGUCGCUCAAGGAAAUGGCUACCACAGCCCUCCCCCGAAGGCGGCCUGGGCCUCGGACUCGCUGAAGGCAUGCCAACCUCGGCAUCGCAGUCGUCGCAAGACCCCCUGUUGCUACCCCAGGCCCGGUACGCCCACCUGUCUGCCGUCUCCAGAGGCAACCUCAUCGUUUGGGGCGGCCAGCGCACCGACAACACCUGGAUUUACGAAAUGAACGUCUACGACCUCGCCCGCGGGGUAUGGGUUGCCAAGACACGGCAGCCUGAAACCCACGGCUUGCACUCAAAGGGAGCCUACCGCUCUGUCGCCGUCUCGUCGACCCACCGCGUCAUCAUCCCCGCCGACCCCCACACCGUCACAGGCAUGCAGGCGCUCCCUUACUCGAUGGAGGAGCAGGGCGGCGGAGGCGAAAUCUGGUGCUACUCAAACUACGACUUUGCAAAGGUCCGUCGCGAGCUCGAGGUCAUUGUGCCCCGCGACGGCGACACGGAUACACUCAACCCCCCUUCCGAGAAGAUUAUCCCCCCACCAGACUGGACCAUGGAGGACUUGCAGACCAAGAUGGCCGGACCAACAAUGCCACCAGGCCUUCGUUUUCCCUCGGCCGGUAUCGUCGGUCACCACUUUGUCCUUUGCGGUCUCUACUUGGCCAGCACGUCUGCCCAGUUUUCCAUCUGGACCCUCGACCUCAUCACUAUGAAGUGGACGCACAUUGAGCCAGAGAUUCUCCAGACCGGAAGCUGGAACCGCGCUAUCGUUCUCCCCGAGCGCGGACAGGUCCUCGUCUUUGGCAACCACGGCUCGGACCUGGCAGCCGACUAUGGACGCCGUGCCGUCAACCUUGACCACGUCGCCGUCGUCGAGCUCGAGGCAUACGGUAUCUACCGUCCACCAGCAAUCGCGCUUUCGCCCCGCACCCAGAACACUGGCCUGACAAUGCUUGACGAGAAGCUCGUCUCCGACUUUGAGGUCAUCAGCGAUGACGGACGCAGGAUAGCGUGCUCCAUCAAGAUUCUCACCGAGCGCUGGCCCUGGUUCGCAGACCAGCUCGAGCUGCUCAAGCAGAAGACAGAGGAGGCCGUGAUGGACACGGCCCCCGCUUCCCUGGAUAUCAACGACGCACUACUAGGGUCGCUCAGUCCCGCCCGCCUUGGUCCCGACGGACUUCACCUCCCAGAGCCUCUGCCGGUUUGCGUUGCCCUGAUCCAGUACUUCUACACUCUCUCCCUUGCGACACCACUGCAGACGCGCUCACCUGUCCUCACCGCCCUCCUCUUCCUCGCCAAGCAAUACAAGAUUGAGCGCCUGCGACAGCUUGUUGUCCACGCCCUCCACUCUCGCCUCGACCCAACGAUCGCCCUCGGCGUGUACGAGGUUGCUACUCUCGCGGCAGAGCGCAACCUGCAGAUCAGGGCCCUUCACCUCAUCAACCAGGCCAAGGAGGGAGGUGGCCGGACACGGCUUGGAGGCAAUGCUCGUCGUGGCGGAUCAGGUACUCACCCGGACGGUGCCGACAAUGGACCUAGCGGCAAUGGCCCUCAUGCCCGUCACCAGUCGGUCCACAGCGCAGCCUCGGGCGCGACAGGUAUGCACUCAAACGCCACCGCUGGGCAUGGCGGUCACCGCGACAGCGCGGACGUCAACGGAUCUACCGACGGCAAACGCCAGUCAAACGGCAAUAACGGCCGGCUCUCGGUCGAGACCAAUGGCACUCGUGCUACACAUGCCGUUGGUGGGAGAAAAUCGUUCAUGUCGAUGAGAUCGGUCAAGUCGAUGAAGUCGGCAAAGUCGGCUCAGUCUGAUUCACCCGGAUCGACAUCGUCUUCCGUCGCUCCCAUCACCCCGCCGAUGCCCGUCACUGAUGGGGAGAUGCCAACCGCGGACGAGGUGCCCACCAGCCGCGCUCGGUCCGACUCGUUCACUGUCCCAGAGGACGUGCGCAAGGCCCGCCCUGAGCCACCCCUCGAGCUCACAGAGGACCCCAGAAUGCACCGCCUGCUCGACGCGCUCGACAUCAACAGCUGUCCUCCAGCUCGGCCACCGCGCAUCCUUGGCCCUAGGCCGCUGACUGCGCCGAACAGCGUACAGCUUGGAUCCACGGCGACACUUGGUCCCGCACCUACACCUGGAAGCGGACGUGUUCGUCGUGCCAACCUUCCUCCCAUGCUCCCGCCCCCGCAGCAGCCGCUGCCCGUUCGGCCAAGCACCCAGGACGCGCCCCUUACUCCUGUCACGCCUCUCACCGACGGCACUCUGCGCGCCUCGAGCCCCACCAACUCUGAGGCGACUUCGUCGUACCCUCGUACGCCGUCAGAGUCGCACCGCGACUCGCAAAUCAUCUCGCGCGAGUCGUCGCCCGUCAUGACUUCUCACUUGUCGGCCAGGCCCAUGUCGAUUGUGACAACCCCGAGCAAGACGGCGACGCUGCCCGCGUUGCCCGAGGACGAGCUUGUCACCCCCGAACUCUCCAGCGACAGCGAGGCCUCGCGUCUGUCGACAGAGUCGGCACACUAUGGCGACGUGACCCCAACAACGGCUCCAAUCAUUGUUGAGACGUCCAUGGGCGCGCAGCAGCAUGACGCUCUCGAAACUCUGCGCAGUACCAAUGGCGCCUCGAGCAAGCUCACUCGUGCUGCGUCGCUUAGCUCGCUCAAUAACGGCCGCCCCCGAUCUGUUAUCGGCACCCUCACGCUGCACGCCGAGAAGGCCAGUGCGCGUGGAUCAUCCGACUUUGGGCCUGUUCCUGAGGAGGAGAUCAACAAUGACUGGGCUCAGCGAUCAGCGAUUGCCGGAUCGGCUAUCGAGGUCUCUACAUACGCCGGCCGCAAUACAAGCAAGCGGUCUCUGGCUGCCAGCCGGUCCAACACCCACAUCCCAUACACGCAGCUGCAGCCCGUCAGAAGCGCAGAGGAGGAACAGGAGCGCCUGAUAAAGUUCCAGGCGCUACUUGCCGAGCAGCAGCGCCAAGCUGGCUACUCUACCGCCGAGGCUGAUGCGCGCGCCAGACGCGCCAUGGGCCGCUCAACGCCCCCCAAGACCAAGCUUGGGCGGCUGGGUGCAAAGUUUGCCGACGCGCUGCGAUAGGCGCGCCGCGCCGCAUAUCCCCUUCUAUCUCGACUAGACUUUGGUUAUCUGUCGGAUCUCGAACUAUCUUUGCCAUCAUACAUCGGCACAGCAUACCACACUACCGCUACCCCUACUCUCACUUCACCACUGCGCAUUGUUUUUACGCAACCCGCGACUUUAUGUCGAUGUACGACCCGAUCAGAGCUUUGCUGCCGCCAGCGCGCGGCGGAUAGGAACCUUAAUGUUAUAUUCUGCUCAUGGGCUGUGUAUGUUUAUACUGUUACACGAAUGCAG
Vanrija pseudolonga is the source of this 3933-nucleotide messenger RNA. It is a transcript of the gene ral2, whose product is annotated as Protein ral2. The coding region runs from base 241 to 3657 and encodes 1138 amino acids. Gene Ontology annotation, biological process: cell redox homeostasis. Gene Ontology annotation, cellular component: mitochondrion; cytosol. Gene Ontology annotation, molecular function: protein binding. The record is from RefSeq and is a predicted model, not a curated record. The transcript is spliced from 3 exons. NCBI's taxonomy places the organism in Eukaryota, Fungi, Basidiomycota, Tremellomycetes, Trichosporonales, Trichosporonaceae.